GCACUCUCUCAAGGUAGGCGUGGUUGCGUUUUGGGUUUCACACAGAGAGAGAGAGAGAUGGACUACAACCUAGCUGCACUGAAGCUGCUGUGUGUCCAACUGAAAGACGCGCAAGAAACUUCUUCCGAGAACGCCAUGGAAUUGCACAACAUCAUAUUCCAACGUGCCUGGUUACAGGGCAUUUUGGUCCACGUUUCCGCCGACGGAGAGUGCUUGUAUCUCGACGACGGCACCGGCGUCAUCGAGCUCUCCCUCAGACCUGAGUUUCGCGGCCGCCCUUGGAAUAUCGGAAUGUAUGUAAUGGUUGUUGGACGCUACAUGGUCCGUACGGAUGAGCCCCCAAUGAUCCAGGUUCACAAGAUGGUUGAUCUUUCGGCCUCCCCUGAUCGAGAGGCAAUGUGGUACCUUGAAGUUUUGGAGGCAUACAAAAUGUUCUAUCGGCCCUUAAUGGAAGGACCUGUGUAACCUUGUUUUUUCCU
This is a messenger RNA of Prunus mume (Japanese apricot), 479 nucleotides long. Its product is annotated as recQ-mediated instability-like protein. Gene Ontology annotation, biological process: maintenance of rDNA; regulation of sister chromatid segregation; negative regulation of double-strand break repair via homologous recombination. NCBI's taxonomy places the organism in Eukaryota, Viridiplantae, Streptophyta, Magnoliopsida, Rosales, Rosaceae. The record is from RefSeq and is a predicted model, not a curated record. Gene Ontology annotation, cellular component: cytosol; nuclear speck.